AGAAAAAGUAUUCUAAAACAAGAAAGAACAAAGAAACAUUACAUUUUCUCAUCAUUCAUGCUUGUUCUUUCCUGUUUUGCUUCAUUGAUCUCCAGGAAGGUUGAAACAUCCAAUAUUUUUUCUUGUCUCAGUUUGUAUUCUGACAAUAUUAAUUUCUCAGAAGUAGAGAACAGCCACAUGGAAGUAUACAGGUUCUUAAUUGCAACUUGCUGAAGAACCUAUAGAUUCUUGUGCUGCAAGAAUUGAUCAGAGAAACAAAGGAGAAUAAAAAGUUUUAGGCCAACCAAUUAAAGGUGUUCAAUUUUUCUUGGUGAUACCGAUAACGUCGAUUCUUGUUUGAAGAAUUAGUAUAAAAUUGCAUGUUUGAUUCCCGGGAUUUGCGAGUCGGGUAGAGAUAAAAAAAUUCAGCUCCUUUCUCAACUGUUCCACAACUAGCCAAAACCUGGUAGCCCAAAGGUACCAAAAGAGGGAAAAAAUCAAGAGGAAUACAUGAAAGUCAAUGAAAUAGAAAAAGGGCAAAAAAGCAAAGUUCUAUGAAACAGAAAAAGUGGGAGGUAAGAAGAUAAUGGAAGAGUCCAAUACUACUAAAAAUUCCCAUUGCCGAUUGGAAACAAAGUCACCAUCUUAUUAUGUUCAAAGGAACUUUGCUAAUGUAAUCAAAGCUUUCAAUAAAAUCCAAAAAUGAUGGUAGGUUUGGAUCCAUUCUGCUUAUCAUUAUCCCACCACCUCCGCAAAUGCUUUAUACUCUACUGUAUCAGCUUAGACUUGUUCUUUCUCAGGCAAUUAGAGAGUGAAACGCUCUCCUUUUGACAUGUGUCGACGUUUGGUAGCUUCUCACUUGUUCUCUUGCCCUUGUAUUCAUUGUCCUCUCCUUGGACUCUUCUCCACAACUCUGUCUCCGAACCAUAUAUAAACAUAGUUACCCCUUCAAGUUUCCAUCCUGCAAGUCAUCUCUAAGAACCACACACAUAUUUUCAGGACUCUUCGGGCUUGUUGCUUGCAAACUUUCAUGACUAGAGCGAUGGUCCUCUCAGACCCACCUCUCCUUGACCAUUAUGGAGCUCUUUCGUGUCAUUCAACUCAAUGUGAUGAACCUCAAAGCCGACUUAUCAUGGAAGAAUGCCAGCUUCCUUUGAUUGACUUGAGUGGUCUAAGCAGUCGCGAUGAAUUGGUUCGCCAAGCUUGUGCUGCAGCCAUUUAUAGAGCAUCAUCAGAAUGGGGAUUUUUCCAAGUGGUGAACCAUGGCAUUAAUCCUCAAUUAGUUGGGAAGAUGAGAAGUGAACAGGUGAAGUUGUUCCAAACACCCUUUGAAAAGAAAGCGGCCUGUGGACUACUGAAUAAUUCCUACAGAUGGGGAAGUCCUAGGGCUACUUGUCCUAAGCAAUUCUCCUGGUCUGAGGCUUUUCAUGUCCCUCUUACUAAGGUUUCAGACGAAGCUUGUUAUGGAGAGUUUACAUCUUUAAGGGAAGUGAUGACAGAAUUUGCGGCUGCCAUGUCAAAGCUAGCAAGACUUCUAGCAGGGAUUCUGACAGAAAAUUUGGGCCAUGGAAAGGAAGUGUUCGACAAUAUAUGCGACCAAAGCACUUGCUUCCUUCGCCUGAAUCACUACCCAGCAUGUCCAAUAUCUGCGGAGAUUUCUGGUUUAGUGCCCCACACCGACAGCGAUUUCCUAACAAUUCUUUGUCAAGAUCAGGUAGGAGGACUUCAACUCAUGAAGGACUCCAAGUGGGUGACUGUCAAACCUAACCAAGAUGCUCUUAUAGUCAACAUUGGCGACCUCUUCCAGGCAUGGAGCAAUGAUGUUUACAAAAGCGUGGAGCAUAAGGUGGUGACUAAUGCAAAGAUGGAAAGAUACUCAAUGGCUUAUUUCCUGUGCCCCUCUUAUGAUUCAUCGAUUGGGAGCUUCACAGAACCUUCCAUCUACCGAAAAUUCACUUUCAGGGAAUAUAGAGACCAAGUUCAAGAAGAUGUAAGGAAAACAGGCUAUAAGGUUGGCCUUCCGAGGUUUCUGCUCAAGGGGACAUAGGAUUCAACAAGGAGUCCAAAACCAGAGUAUACAUACCAAGCAUCACAGCCAAUAGUUAGAUGAACACUUCAAAGCAAUGCCUCUGGCCAAAGUUUUAAGCUCUAGAAAUCUAAUCAGCAUAAUUUAACAAGCAAAGAAGAAAAAUACAGAAGCUAUUCUAAGACAUUUCCUGAGAAACUAAUAUGAUCAUUGUACUAAUAACGUUCUGUUAUCAACAGUAUAUAACUUUAGUCCUGUGGGAUUCGUUAUUCGCAAGGGGCUGUUGUGUUUUCGUCUGACUAUUAAUGCCGACUACAAUCAUAGACAUACCCGCCCACCGAAUAUUCCAACAAUUAUUCUGAAGAAUGUGAACAAAUGAUUGAAAUUUCAAGAUGCUUGGUUGAUGCACCUUUUUCAAGCUAUAAAGCCUAAAGGUUAGGGAAAUCUUUCUCAACUUGCAAAAGCCUGGUAUUGAACUUUAGAUGGGGCAUAACCUAGGGCUGAUACCCACUUAUUUUAUCAUCAUAAAAACUCAUAAACUAAAAAACAGUCCAGAAUUUUGAAUGCGUGUGUUGUAGUUUAUAUGGGAUUUUACAUUAAUUUAAACAAAUUAGUUUUGAGUUAAUAACGUGUC
Durio zibethinus is the source of this 2639-nucleotide messenger RNA. RefSeq names its product gibberellin 2-beta-dioxygenase 6-like. The record is from RefSeq and is a predicted model, not a curated record. NCBI's taxonomy places the organism in Eukaryota, Viridiplantae, Streptophyta, Magnoliopsida, Malvales, Malvaceae.